AACAACUUCACUAGAAUAAUCAGGCCACCUUUACAAGAGACACUUAAAUUAAUGUUUUGUAUUUCCUGAAUCUGUGCUGUGAUACCACAUUACACCCAGAUGUGUCAUUUGUGUUUAGACCUCAACAUUUAUCAGCUCUGAGGAAUAACACACUUGCCAUUUUCUAGUGUGCAAGAGGUUACACUCUAGAAGCUGAGAUGGUCUAUGGCCAAAAGAAAAAAGCCCAUAACAAACAUCAUUAGGAUUGUGGUAGUCUGCAUGAACAGAAAAACACACACAUGCUAUAUGAUUAAAAUAACACAUCUUCAUUUAUGGGAUUUAAAUUAAAUAUGCCCACCUCCUACCUAUGUAUACGCUUCACUGACUCUCUCCAUGAUUAAAUUUUGGGGGAGAAAAGGGGUGUUUUGAAACCACCUUCAUCAUUGCUGCCUGUGUGAAGUUUAAUCCAGUUUCAUACAACAACUGUUCAGAAAGAGCAUAUAUAAGUGAGCUACUGGAAAUACCUUGUAGUAUAGCAUAACUCGUUUUUAGGUGGUGGUAUUCUGGAAAUUCAGACUAUUCUAAGAAUUAGCUUUAUACAGUCGAAGGAUGACUUUAAAAUAAUGAACAGGGUCACCGGAAAAAUGUCACUAGUACUUCUUGUUUUUAAUAUACCUUAAGAAACUGAACAAAGCAAAUGCGUUCACUGGCUCCCUCAGGAAAAGGCCAGUCACUUCCUGAGCAGUAAUCUGCCUGUUUGCAGCAGAUAGAUCCUCAUUGUUUGCCACUUCCAGUUUCCAGUAAUGGGAAUGAUUACUUGACCAAUAUCUAGCCAGUUUGUACUAGAGUCCUGGAAAAACAUACCCGCUUUGUCUGCUGAGAGAAGCUUCGCUGCCUGGUUUUCAGUUUUGGAAAAGAAAUUGAAAGUUCUUCAUGGCUGAAGAUCCUUGAAGGAGGGGACAAUCAGAACUAAUGAACAUCGCUUUAUUCUGGAAUUUCAGGUCUGCUCUCCGACGAGAUGUAUUGUGUUUUGCUGUUGAUUCUCUUGCAUUGUUGCAAGCUGAAAGCUCAAGAUAAUGUGUUCACCAUCAAUAAGGUGGAACUCCGCACUGAUACGCCAAUGGAAGUGCAGAAUGGAAUGUCCAUAGCCCUCCGUUGUUCUGCGGACAUCAGCAAGAAUGAACAUUUCCCACUGAAUUAUACAUUUUCAUUUUUAAAGGAUGGCGUACCUCUGGACACUAAAACAUCAGACCAACAGUGGGCACAUUAUAAUAUAUCAAAGGCCAGAUUUUCUGAUUUUGGAGUGUAUGCGUGUAGGUUAAGUGUUGAGAAGAAAACAAAGGACAGCAAUCGUUUGCCCAUCACAGUGAAAGGAAUAACAAAGCCAAAACUGACUGCUCUGAAAAAAGAUGUCAAAGAAGGUGAAACAGUCCAUUUACGCUGUGAAGUGCCAGAAGAAAAGCCUCCUUUUUGGGUCACCUUUUAUAAAAACCAAAUAUCUCAAAGUCCUCCUUCAGAUCAGAGAAGUAGGUUGGAAAAUGAAAAAAACUUUGUUGAAAUUGAAUUCCCACUUGAAGUGGGGGACAAAGUGUUAUUUUUUACAUGUACUGUCACCAUGACUUCAAUGAUGAGGACACCUGAAGAAUCAGAGCCCAGUGACAGAGUAACGAUUGCUGUUUCUGAACCAUUUACUGUUCCCAAAAUAACCACCCACCCACCACAGAACAUUACAGAAGGAGACAAAAUUUUCAUACAAUGCACAACUGUCUUAAGUCAUAAGAGUCAAGCUGAAAUCAUCCUCCAGAAGCACAGAAAGAUUCUUAACAGCUCAAAGGGUAGAGAGUCGGUGACAUACUCCACAGUAGCCACAAUGGAGGACAAUGGCAAUUACACAUGCAAAGUGGAACUUGAGAGCGUGUCCAAAACCAGUGCAGUGAACAUUGUGGUGGCAGAGCUGUUUCCCAAGCCAAUACUGAAUUAUGGUAACAAAACAAACAUGGAUGAAAACAGCCGUUUAAUCAUUGAAUGUCAGGUUGCUAGCCCACUACCAAUAAAUAUCUCAAUCAUGAAAGACAACACAGUAGUGGCAAACUCCAGUGUCCAUUUCACCAAAGCCCAUCUAUCUGACAGUGGAACCUAUGUUUGUAGAGCUGAGACAAAAGGGAUUUCCAAGGAGAGUGACCCUGUACGGCUAAGUGUUCAUGCUCCAGUUUCCAGGCCCAUUCUUUGGGCUGCCUAUAAGUCAACCAAGGUAGCAGUGUUGGGGCAAGUGUUCACUUUACACUGCUAUUCCAGGCUUGGAACUCUUCCUAUACAGUACACUCUCUAUAGAGGAGAAACAUUUGUUAAGGACGUUGUAGUAAGUCAAAACAGAUCGGCACGGUUUUACGAGGAAGCGAAGGAUGAGCGUGUUCAAGGAGAAUACAAGUGUGGCGCUCGGAAUGGCCAUUCUCGUCAGGAACGAAGCCAUGGACUAAACAUCACAGUGAUAGCUAAGAUUGCUGGCAUAAAUAUGCAUAUCGGGCCACCGGGGGAUGUAGAAGAUGGUGAACACCUCAAGUUUUUCUGCACUGUCAGUUCAGGAUCUCUUCCUAUUGACUUCAAAUUUUUUAGAGAAAAUGAAAAGAAACCCUUGUAUGAGGUAACAGAAAAUAAAACCGGAGCUGCUAUUUUGCCAAAAGAAAGAAUUACAAGCCAAGAUGCAGGGAAGUACUUUUGUACAGCCAACAAUGAUGCAAAAUUACCUCUACAGAGCAACACAGUAACUGUCAAUGUUGUUAUGGCUUCAUGGAAGAAAGGACUCAUUGGAUCAUCUGUUCUACUGAUUCUUCUUGGCAUCACCACUGCCGCUGUCUGCUGGUUCUGUUGUAAGAAGACAAAGGGUAAAGGCAGUUCUAUGGAGUUGGCUCGUUCCACACCAGCAAACAAUUCACUGAAUGAGAAGUUGACAUCAGGACAGAAUAAAGGAGCAGACUUUUAUUAUGGCUCAGAUUAUAAUGAAGAUAGUGAAAAUCACAUAAAAUCAAAAGAAGAAAAUAGAGAACCUGACCUUGAGAAUUCUGAGGUGGAAUAUACCGAAGUGGAAGUGUCGGUUCCUGACCCUUACAGAGCUCCCGUAAUGAAGAAGCCCGAGAUCGUUUAUACUGAAAUCAGAAAAGCUAAUAACUAUGCUGAGGAAAACAGGAAUUCUAGAAUAGAAGAUUCUCCUGAUGGGACUUAGCAAAGUAAACAACAGACAUCAGUGACACAAGUUGGAGAACCUUCUACCAGUUCCAAACACUCUGCAGCAUUUAGGUGCUUUCAGAAGCCACGUUUUGCUUGAGCUUUUGGUAACCCCUGUGGGGCGAACAUGUCAUCUAUACAGUAUUACUGCUGUUCUGCCAUUGCCAGCAAUUAUAUAGUGAUGUUCACUCUCCAAAUGAUUUGUUCUACAUUGUCUCUAGUGUCACUCUAAUCAAUGACAAUAUGCACACGUGAUGUGUGUUUGCUUUGCCACCUUUGUUUCUAAUUCCUCAAGAAAUGAGAGAAAGGAUAAGCAUGCCAAAAUGUGAAGCCAAGCCACAUUUGGUCACUUCUAUGUGGUCCUGGAGAAGACUGCAUAAAGCAAAGGUUCUCAAACUUAGAUCCCCAGAUGUUGUUGGGCUAAAAAAACUCCUCUCAUCCCUAACAUGGCCAAAGGCCAUUGGGGCUGAGGAUGAUGGGAGUUGUAGUCCAACAUCUGAGGACCCAAGUUUGAUAACAUCUUGUGUAAGGCAUUCUGGGCAAUUUAUUUUGGGGAAGAAGUGCUGUUAGUAGCAGAGCACUAGAGUUGUUUAUUAUUGUCAGAUUGAGUAUUGCUUCACAUAUGACAUUCUUCAUGACAUUCUGCAGGAAAUCUGAAUUAACAUUAACAUCACCUAUUUGAUGUCAUUUUUGUAUCGUCCACUGAAUGCUUUGGUGCUACUUGGGCUUUGAAGGUGAAAAAUAUUUAUAAACAUGCCCAUCUCCUGC
Messenger RNA from Hemicordylus capensis (graceful crag lizard), 3969 nucleotides. RefSeq names its product platelet endothelial cell adhesion molecule-like. Lineage: Eukaryota; Metazoa; Chordata; Lepidosauria; Squamata; Cordylidae. The transcript is spliced from 16 exons. Bases 998 to 3199 code for a protein of 733 amino acids. Gene Ontology annotation, biological process: cell surface receptor signaling pathway. Gene Ontology annotation, molecular function: transmembrane signaling receptor activity. The record is from RefSeq and is a predicted model, not a curated record.